AUGUCACAGUUCGAAACCAAUGCUUAUAGCAUUCCAUCAAACAUGGUUAACAAUAAUACAAACAAUAGUAGUUCAUUCUUUGACUUUGAAACUGCUGAUGAAUUUUUAGAUUGUAUAUCUGGUACAUUACCACAUCAACAACAACAGGGACAAUCAACUGAUGAUCAUUUACAAGCAGAUCAAAUCAACAAUAUUAUAAAUGCAUCCAGUUUAUAUUCUCCAUUAAGUAUGGAUGGAGAUGAGAAACCAAACAGUAAUAAUCAUUAUACAAAUGGCCCUAGUGCUACAAGUUAUACUUCUGAUAAUUCUUUAGAUUGGAAUGAUUAUAAUAAUAAUGUAAUGGUUGAUAAUGAAUUAGAACAAAUCUUAUCUGGUACUUCCAAUCAUUCAACUAGUUCUCCCUAUGAUGAUAUUACUCCUGUAUCUAAUCCAUCAUAUGGUUCUUCAACUUAUACUUCACCUGAACCAUUACAUGUCAAGGGAGAACCUAGUCAAGAAACUUUACAACCACCAUCUGGGAAAAAUGGAAGAAAGAAAUCAACUAGCAAGAAAUCUAAUGGAGGUAUCACUAAACCGAAAUCAAAAGAUAAGAAUUCUCAUAAUAUGAUUGAAAAGAAAUAUAGAACCAACAUUAAUUCAAAAAUAGUUGCAUUAAGGGAUGCAGUACCUUCAUUAAGAAUUGCAGCUGGUUCGAAUGAUGUAAGUGUAGCUGAUUUGGAAGGAUUAAGUCCUGCUUCUAAAUUAAAUAAAGCAAGUGUUUUAACUAAAGCUACUGAAUAUAUCAAACAUUUAGAAAAUAAGAAUGCUAUGUUAAAGGAAUCGAAUUAUAGAUUACAAAGAAUGAUACAGGAAGCAAGUUUGAGUGUAGUUCAAGCACCUAUUCAAAUACCGCCACCUCCUAUGCAUCCACAACAACAACAUGUACCAUUACCACCACAAGCACCGCAACAACAGGAACCAAUACCCACACAUCAAGAGUUCUUUCACCCACAACAACAACCACAACAAUUCAACACUAGCCCACAUAUUCAACAACAACAACAACAACAAUUCCAACCCCAAUUCAUUGCACAAACCCAGCAAGUCCAAGCACAACAACAGGCACAACAGCAACAACAACCCAAUAAAUUCUUAUUGGGAGGUAUGGCUGCUGUUAUGGGUACUUCAUUAUUUGGAGGAAGUGGAGAGAAUGAUUUCCGUAGUUUGGCUGCAUUACCAUUUUCUCACUUGUUUCCUAAUGCUUUACUUCAUCCAAGUCCCUUGACUAUAAGUUUAUGGAAUUUCACUAAGGUGUUAUUAGUAAUUGGUAGUUUGGCAAGUAUUGUUCUACCUAUUCUUGCACAAGCUGGUAAGAAAGUUGACGAGAAGAAGAAGAAGGAAAGUGGAGAUGAUAUUGAUAAUGGAGAUGUGUUUACCAAUUGGUUGUUGAUCAAGUUUGGGUUUAAAUUACCUCAUAAAUUAUCGAAAAAUAGACGUGAUUCAAUUAUGUAUCAUUUAACUAGUGGAUCUAAGUUUUCUUGGAAUUCAUUAAUUAAUGAUUAUUUUUAUUUAAGUAAUUGUGAAUUGGAAUUUGAAACUUGUUUUUUGACAUUAUUAAUUGGCAGAUUGUUAUUGGAUAAAUAUCCAAUGUCAAAAACAUUGAUUAAUCAUCUGUUAAUAAUCAGAGGUUCUUUAAUACCUAAUCUUAAUUAUAAAGGUUCCGACGAUGGGUUAACCAAGCUUAAUAAGUUAAUUAAAAACAUUGAUGGAAUUUCGAUGUUUGGUAGCAAGCCAUUAAUUACAAGAUUAAAGAAUGUUGCCCAAGCUAAUUUGGUUAAUUCUCAAUUGGUUAAUGAUAUACGAUACAUCAAAUUAUAUCAAGAAUCAUCGGGAUAUUAUGAAAUGAUUUAUAAUUUCAGAAUGGCUGAAUUGAUUGAUGAAUUGAAUUAUACAUAUCUUGAUUCUCUUGCUUCUAAGGAUGAAAAAUUACAAGAACAACUUGUAAAGGAUUUAGAAUCACUUGUGAAGAAUGUUGAGAAAGAUGAUGCUGUAUUUGAAUAUUGUCGUUUAUUUGAUGCUGUUGUAAAUAAUAAUGCAAAAGAUUUAUUCAAUGAUUUGAAAGAAAAAGUUGAGAAUCAAUUACAAAGAUUCAAAGUUGAAAUGGAAGGUGUUGAAUUAACCGAUCAUGAAAUUUAUAACACUUCCGAUGAAGAAGCUCAAGAUAGUGACAAUGAUUCAGUUAUACUCCCACCAAAACCAAAACCUUCAUUAUCUAGUCAAAAAUCAUUAAUUGAUUCAUUAGAUAUAAUUUCUCAAGAAGAAUUUAUAAUUUUAACUUGUGAAUUUAUAUUACAUUUCAAAUCAAAUGAUCAAGUUUCAAAAUUAUUAAAAUAUUUAUCCAAAAUUGAAAAAUUCAAUGUUUUAUCAUUUACUGCUUUGUUUAAACUUACGGUUGAAUUGAAUGAGAUUGAUGAUAAUUUGAUUAGGAUAUGUCGUGGAUGGUUGGAUGAUUCAGAAGUAUUGGAUGGAGAAUUAAAGAAUGAGAUUGUGGAUGUUGUGGUUAAGAAGGGAAUGAUCUUGAAUGGGGUUGUUCUUGAAGAGAAUUAA
Messenger RNA from Hemisphaericaspora subhashii, 2586 nucleotides. It is a transcript of the gene CPH2, whose product is annotated as Cph2p. The transcript has a single exon. Bases 1 to 2586 code for a protein of 861 amino acids. NCBI's taxonomy places the organism in Eukaryota, Fungi, Ascomycota, Pichiomycetes, Serinales, Debaryomycetaceae. The record is from RefSeq and is a predicted model, not a curated record. Gene Ontology annotation, molecular function: protein dimerization activity.